UAGUGAAAGCGACAGCGAGCGAGCGAGCUCUUCCGCGAGUCGCGUGCGAAUCGCAGGCCUUUAAUUAAUAACGAGAGCCGUUUAUUUAUCAACCAUCGCGACUCAUCUUGCUCCGAUAACGGAACUCCGAUCAACAUCUGGGACGAAGGAUGAUCACCUGUCGAGAGGAGAUGCAGCUCUGCCUUUGAGCUACCAUGUGGGAUUCUCGCGCGAGCCUGUUCUCCAAGACUGGCAGGUGGUCCUACGAGGCUUAUUCCACGUCCGAGGAUCGGGAUGCUUACUCGUCCCCCGGGACGUGUCGUCCUGUCGUGGCGAUGCGGAAGAGCCCCGCGUUGCAGCAACGCACUACGAGUUAUCGUCAGCAACGAUCUUCCUGGCAGCAGGACAGCCGCUCGUGCGAAGUGAGCAUAUCAUCCGCCCGCGCGUCGGUGAUGGUGUACGACGACGUGAACAAGAAAUGGAUACCAAGCGGCAGCUCGUCCGGCCUGUCCAAGGUCCAGCUCUACCAUCAUCAGGUAAACAAUACGUUCCGCGUGGUCGGCAGGAAGCUGCAGGAUCACGAGAUCGUCAUCAACUGCGCGAUCCUCAAGGGGCUCAAGUACAAUCAGGCGACGGUCACGUUUCAUCAGUGGCGGGACAAUAAGCAGGUCUACGGGCUCAAUUUCUCCAGUAAGGACGACGCCGACGCCUUUGCCCGGGCGAUGCUCCAGGCACUCGAUGUGCUGAGCAAUGGUAGCAACAUAUCACGAAGUCUCGCUCCGACAACCGCCACGACUACUCAGCAGCAGACUGCUUAUCAACAGCAGCAGCAACAACAGCAACAACAACAGAGCCAGGCGACCGCUCAAUAUGAGGAGGACAUGGGAUACAGAACCAUGACCAGAGAAGACGUGGCAAUAAUUCAGGAACGCAGAAUGUCCCAGCAGAGUCAAGCAACCGGUAGUCCUAAUCCUAUAUCACCGAGUUGCCCGCCGACCGCGCAGCAACAGCAGCAACAGCAGCAGCAGCAGCAACAAUCCGGUCAUCAUCGAACUUCGUCGGCACCGCCGGCACCGCAGCCACCGCAACAGCAGCAAUCGGCGCUGAUGCAGGGUGUUGUUAUGGCUCCGGCUCCUCCACAAAUGUCAACUGGACCACCGGUACCGCCGCCUCAACCGCCGAUCGCACCCCCCGCCCCACCGUGUCCGCCAGCAAUGAUGAACUUCAACUCGUCCGCGGCACCGACGCCACCGAUGAUGAUGACUCAGUACGCGCAAUCACCGUCAUCUCAGUCGAACCUUGCGAAUCAGCAACCCCAAGCCAUCUACGUUACCAAUCAGGCGAGUCAGUACGGUGCCGUGCCUACGAGUAACCAGUACGCUGCAAGCGCCGCUUCCGCUGGCGGCACCGGAAGCACCGGCGCCAGCAACGUCGUGGGCCAGAGUCCGAAUCAGUAUCCGCAAUCCAGCAACCCGAGCAAUUUCUACGGCACUAACAGUCAGACGAGCAAUUAUGCUACGGGAGGGCAGACUAAUGCAGGCCAAUACAACCAAUCGACCGGCAAUCAGGCCGCGCCGUACGGCACCGGUGGUAAUCAAUACGGAAGCAGUAGCUCGAUAAAUCAGUACGCCGCCGGUCCGCCACCACCCGGUCCGGGAAGCCAAUACGCGGUCGCGCAACCUGGUCAAUCGCAGUACGGCAGCAUCGUGUCUCAGGCGCAAGCACAGUACGGCGGUGCAGCCAGUCCAGCAGUCCCCGUGGCAGGCGCCACGAAUCCGUAUGGGACACCAUCGAACUCGGUGAAUCAGUACGCCGCUGCUGGACUUCAUACGGUCGCCGCUAACGCUUACGCUCCCAUCGCCAGCAGCGGCCCGCCGCCGCCCCCGAUGAUCCCGCUGACUGGAAUCGCCGCCCCGCCUCCACCACCUCCGCCACCAGUACCUAACGCUAACAAUUCCACGGCUAGCGCCUCGUCCGUCAGUUCUUCGAGCGACCCACCGCCCGAUACUAAUUCCUUAGCCGCUGCUCUUCAAGCUCGUCUUAAGAAGAAGCAGCAACAAUCACAGCCCGUGGAAAACAGUGGCUCGAGCACUAGCAGUAGCGGUAGUGGAAGCAGUGGUAAUUAUGGUACUUUAGGAAGAGGCGGAGGCGGCGGAAUGGCUUCCAUGAUGGACGAGAUGGCCAAAACUCUGGCACGUCGACGAGCUGCCGCCGAAAAGAAACAACCCGAGCAACCACCGGAGCCGGAGAGCUCGCCAGACAAAAAGUCUUGGGAUAAGAACAAUACGUCAAAUAAUAAGUUCUCCAAUGGCGCCGAAUCCCCGAAAUCGGUACGCAAGAGGUUUGGCUCGGCCUCGGAGGACACCCUCCUCAAGGUAAACGGAGUUAACGACGGAACCUCGUUUACCGCGCAAGAGAUGGAGGCCUUUAAAGUGGAGAUAAUCAAGGAAGUGCGUAAAGAGUUCCAAAAAAUGAAGCAAGAAAUAAUCGAUGUCGUCAGAACAGAACUGAAUAAGAGAUAAAGAAGACGAUAAAAGAAGAAGCAAAGGAGACAGAGCCGAACUCUCGAACCCGAAAAGCAUAAGACGGAAAAGAAAAAAAAAAGAAAAAAAGAAAUUAAAGAGAGAAUUUUAUGACUAGAUCGCUCGAUCGGAGCGACUUUAUCGAGAACCACAUACAGGUUUUUACAACGUAUUUGCAACAGAAUGUAGUGUGGCUACAUUCAUGUAUAUUGGACAUUUAUGUGUAAGUAAAUUAAUCCAAUUUAGUAUUUUAAGUGACCGUAAUCCUUUCAUUUUAAUACUUGCUAUAUAAAUAAUAAUCGUAACGAAACGUUGAAUCAGUUGAGUUUCGUGUCGAGUUUAAUUUUACGUAAAAAAGUCUCUCGAUUCAAGCGCAUGGGAUCACGAGAAAUCCUUACAAGUUUCAAUCGAGAGAAACAUUUUAUCAUGGAAACAUAAAAUAAGUACACGCACAAUGAAGUACUAUUAAAUCGCUUUGUAGAUUAAACAAGAUAUCGAUAAAGAGACCAAAAAAUGGUGUACUAUUUAUAACAUGUAUAAAAAUAAUAUCAAUCUCUAUACACGUGCAUAAAUAUCUCCAGUAAUAGUCACAUUUUGACAUGUUUAUAAGGCCAGUCAAGCGACAAAAAUUUUCAAUAAUCAAGGUUGACGUUAAUCAACCUUGGACGAAAAAUUUUGCACUGUGAACUUGUUUGAAAUCGCGAGAGAGAGAGAGACUCAAUUAUUUCAACGUCCAAGUUACGCGUCGUAUAUUUUUUACUGCAAAUGGUCAGGCAGGGUUUCUAAGACUUCUCUUGUAUAACGGAACGUUUUUUUACACGAUCGAUUUUUUAUAAGAACGAUCUCACUGUACAACAUUCUAUACGGAAUUCUUUCGUCAAUGUCGUGGCAUGUGUUUUCCUCGCAUUUCUCGUCUUUUACUUUUUAUCGUUAUAUACGCUGUGUCGUUUUCAUCAUUUGGGCGAAACACAUUGCAUUGUCGAUCUCUGUUGUUGAUAUCCAUCUCUGAAUGAAAAAUGUAAAUGGGCGAAUACAUUCCAAGAUACAUCCCACAUUCUCCGAUAACCCUCCUAGACACGUUAAACAUUGUAAAUAGCAAUAAACGACGAUAGACGGAUGCCACGAUCGUUGAUUGUGAAAUUCUCGAGGAGACACGCUAUAUUGCGCUCUUAAACGAUACCUAUAGUUAAGACAAAUUUCCGUGUUAAUUCAUUCCUGGAGAUAUCGAAUGUCUGAAUUACUCGACUCGACGCAUUUCAGCAAUUUUAUUCUUCAUAUUCCAAACUACUCGUCGUACAUCGAAUCGUACUUUCUUCGGUUGGAUAAAAGAAUUAAAAAAAAAAAAAAAAAAAAAAUUCUUGAAACCCGGCGUCUCUCUAAUCUUUGGUCCAUAUUUUAAAUUCUCUUUUAUCAAUAAAAGUGCUUCUAAAAGUGGUUUGUAACAAAUCAAAAAGCUUAUAAGCCUCUUUUAGAGGCACUUUUAUCGAUAAAAGAAGAUUCAGAAUAUGGGCCUUUAUCUUCAUGGCUUUUUCAUGUGAUCAGUUUCCACCUAUCUUUCGACAAGCACCUCUACUCGGUCAAUUUUUCCUUUUCACUCGCGUGGAUAAGCUGUUAAACAUUCAUCAUGAUAACGAUAAGUAGUUUAUUUCUUGUAUCGAGGCUAUUCUACUUUAUUUUACACUUUCGACGGAUUUUAUCGCGUGACCAAUUAUGUUUUUAUGGCGAUCAAGAAGCACGGCUUCUACCAUUCAACCGGUUUGUCAAUUCGAAUUCGCGAUACACGAUAAUUACACUCGAUUCCCCGUCGCUAUCACGAUCGCGCGAUCGAAAAUUGUUACUAAUAUUGACCAAGUUUCCAUCGAGAGUUCAAGUCGGGUCAGAAUUGGGUCAGAAUCGGGUCAGAGUUAGGGUGAACCUUUUAUGGUGGAAACACCAAUAAAUCCUAUUCUGAUCCAACUCCGACCCGAUUCGAACUCUCGGUGGAAACUUAGCCGUAUUUCGCGAGAAAGAAAAAAAUACAGGAUACAUUGAUCUUAUACGUGAUUUCAUUCGAUCGGUAAUCGUUCGUCACCGACUCGCGUGAUUUUCUUCGAAGGCUGAAUUUUACACGAUUUUUAUUACACUUUAUUAUACAUGCGUAAAUAUUGGCACGCUUGUUUCGCGAUGGCACGUAAUCAUAGGGAUUCUCGAUGAUCAUUUGAGGGAUUAGAUGAGAGACAGUUUCUAGUCGAGUCGCAUGGGAGAUAAUUUCGCAAGGAAGGGUGUAUCAAUUUUGACAAUGAGCGGCGGUGACGCUUAUCUUCGACUAAAUCUGAAGUAUCGAUUUGUCGCGUUCAUCUUUUAUCGAUUAGUUCUUGCAAUUCUCUGCCUUCUCUUGUAAUUUUCUGCCUAAACAUUGGCUAUAAUUUUAAGCACUAGCGUGAUAUAAUUAUACAUUUAUUUCCUCGCUUCUUCGUAAUCUUCACGAGGUAGCGAUUUUGCAUUUUCUCUCAGCGAAAACAACUGAUCAUCAAUAUGCCUGGUUGCAUCGCAUGCAAAUAUUUUCGUCGGAUAAUCGAGAGAGAGGCGUGAUUUGGAUAUGCGAUUUGUGCGUGCGAUUAUCUUUUUAGAGGAUUUACUUAUUCUUCUCUUUGCUCCUUCCUUUGACUUCUUUUAUUUUACGACCAUUUUCUACACUGCAUCUAUUUGUACAUAUAAAUUUAUCCAUGGUGUGGAUCUUCCAUAUAUA
Camponotus floridanus (Florida carpenter ant) is the source of this 5229-nucleotide messenger RNA. RefSeq names its product protein enabled (gene ena). NCBI's taxonomy places the organism in Eukaryota, Metazoa, Arthropoda, Insecta, Hymenoptera, Formicidae. The record is from RefSeq and is a predicted model, not a curated record. The coding region runs from base 195 to 2501 and encodes 768 amino acids. Gene Ontology annotation, molecular function: SH3 domain binding. The transcript has 8 exons.